Messenger RNA from Ochotona curzoniae (black-lipped pika), 1872 nucleotides. It is a transcript of the gene DNAJC22, whose product is annotated as DnaJ heat shock protein family (Hsp40) member C22. Bases 1 to 1872 code for a protein of 623 amino acids. Gene Ontology annotation, cellular component: early endosome; plasma membrane. The record is from RefSeq and is a predicted model, not a curated record. Gene Ontology annotation, biological process: endocytosis. The transcript has 4 exons. NCBI's taxonomy places the organism in Eukaryota, Metazoa, Chordata, Mammalia, Lagomorpha, Ochotonidae.
AUGGCCAAGGGACUCCUGGUGACCUAUGCCCUCUGGGCUCUAGGGGGCCCUGCUGGGCUCCACCAUCUGUACCUGGGAAGGGACAGCCACGCCCUCCUCUGGAUGCUCACCCUGGGUGGCGCUGGGCUGGGCUGGCUCUGGGAGUUCUGGAAGCUCCCAAGUUUUGUAGCUCAGGCCAACAGAGCCCAGGGCCAGAGGCCGAACCCAGCAGUGGGGAUACCCCCUCUGAGUCCCAUUCGUUUUGUUGCCCAAAUCCUAGUGGGUAUCUAUUUUGGCCUCGUGGCUCUGGUCUCUCUUUCUUCAAUGGCCAACUUCUACAUUGUGGCUCUGCCCCUGGCAGUGGGCCUAGGGGUCUUGCUGGUGGCUGCUGUCGGCAGCCAGACCUCAGAUUUUAAGAACACGCUCGGGGCAGCAUUUCUCACCUCUCCCAUUUUCUACGGUCGCCCUGUGGCCAUCCUGCCCAUCAGCCUGGCUGCCAGCCUCGCAGCCCAGAAGCACCGGCGCUACAAAUCUCCCGUAAGGUCUGAGACACUGAGCGUGCGGCUGUACCGCCUGGGCCUGGCCUACCUUGCUUUCACGGGCCCGUUGGCAUACAGCACCCUUUGCAACACGGCUGCUACCCUCCGCUAUGUGGCAGAAACCCUGGGCUACUUCCUGAGUUGGUUCAGCUUUUUCCCACUGCUCAGUCGUCUCGUGGAGGGUCUCCUCCUCCUGCCUUGCCGUGCCUGGUGGCUGCUGCUGGGGAACCCUGGCUUCAGCAGCAGCUCCUUCCAGGAGUGGGAGAAGCUCUAUGAGUUUGUGGACAGUUUUCAGGAUGAGAAGCGGAGGCUGGCAUCCCAGGUUUUGGACCUUUCAGAAGGGGCGACAAAUGAAGAAAUACAGCAGCGCUACCGGGAGCUGGUGAAAGUCUGGCACCCGGACCACAACCGGGAACAGUCAGAGGAGGCCGAGAGGCGAUUCCUGGAAAUCCAGGCUGCGUAUGAAGUCCUGAGUCAGCCCAGGAGAGCCAGGGCAACCGGGAGCUCCGGGCAGUUUCGGCUGUUUCCGCCAGUUCCCGCUCGGGCCCUUCGCUCCCGGCGCGCGCGCUUUCCCCCGUCCCCUCCUCCAUCCCCCGCGCCGGCCCGCAUCUCCGGGCCCGCCUCGGCGCGUGAGGCGGCGGCCCCCGACACACCGGCCGGCUCCCAGGUGUCCGGCGCGCCGGCCUGCUCCGCGCGCCCGUUGGCGGCGGCCACGGCCUCGAGCACGCGCCCCGUGCGCCGGGUGGCCGCGCGCGCGCACUCGCGCGGGCUCCGGGGCGGGGCGGGCGGCUCGAGCCCCGGUGAGGGAGCCGGUGCGGAUCCGCGGGGCGCUCGGGGGGCCCCCCAGCCGCGCCUGCGAUUCGCCGCCGCCCGCCGCCCGGCCCGGCCCGGCGGCGACGCGGGGAAGGUGGCGGUGGAGGCGGGGCGCGCCGGGGAGGAGCGCGGCGGCCGCGGCGGAGCGGGCGGCGGAGGCUCGGCUCUCCUCUCCCUCAGACGCGGGAGCGUCCGGGACGCAGAGCCCGGAACUGGGAGGACGCGGCGGCGGCGGGGUCCGGCCGGGCUCUCGGUGAGGCUGCGAGGGGGCGCCGAGUGCAGGGAGGGCAAGGGGGAAGGGACAGUUGUGGGGGGUGGGGUGCGGAGAGGAGAGCGUGGGGAGGUCUCCCGGGGGUCCGUGGGGACGGACGACCUCCCCGGCUCCGAGUUGGGGGCGAGUUUCCAGAAGGAUGGGGUCGCGGAACAAUGGCGUGAGGGGGACUCUCGUGUGAGGGUGUGCGAGCGGGGUCCUGGGUUUGAAGAAGCGAGGAGCGAGAGCGAAAAGAAUGAAAGAAUGGAUCGUGGGGGGGGGGCGGUGUGA